AAGGGAGGGAGGGAGAGAAAGAGGGAGGAGGCUGGCCCGCCCAUGGUCACUCUUGUGCCUCUCAACAGCCACAGGGGCAAAGCUCUGUCAUCCAUAGGAUCCAGUCGCCAGGGAACAGAACCGAGAGACCAGAAGAGGGCCAGCUGGAGCCAGGGGGGUGGAGGCUCAGGAAGCAGUCUCUGAAAGGGGCAGGGACCAGGCACAGGAGGCCAGGGGCCCAGAGAACAGACUCCCCUCAGAAGUGCAGAAGAGGAGAGCGGAAGGAACUGAGGGAGGGACAGACAGGAGCCUAAGGAGGGGGAAAAAGGGAAAGAGGAGGGGGAGAAAGGGGUCAGGCCCUGCAGCCAAGGAGGAGGCGUGCGGCUGGGAGCUGCAGGCAGGAAGCUAGGGACAGAACUGGCCCCGCGUGCUGUCCCCUGAAGCAGUGGCAUCCCCUGGAGGUGCGGGUAUAGGCAUCAUUGGUCAGACCAAGAUGUGUCUCUAAGGGCAGCAAGGAACACUUCACCAUGGCCCUCAGAGCCCUCUGGAGCUGCUAUCUCUGCUGUCUGCUGACCAUAGCCACGGAAGCUGCCAGCUACCCUCCUCGGGGUUACAGCCUCUACACAGGGGGUGCUGGGGCCCUCAGUCCUGGGGGACCCCAGGCCCAGAACUCUCCACGGCCUGCCAGCCGCCACAGGAACUGGUGUGCCUACGUGGUGACUCGGACAGUGAGCUGCGUCCUUGAGGAUGGAGUGGAGACCUUUGUCAAGCCAGACUAUCAACCCUGUGGCUGGGGCCAGCCCCAGUGUCCCCGGAGUAUCAUGUACCGGAGCUUCCUUCGCCCUCGAUACCGGGUGGCCUACAAGACAGUGACAGACAUGGAGUGGAGGUGCUGUCAGGGUUAUGGGGGAGAUGACUGUGGAGAGGGCCCUGCUUCUGUGCUGGGCCCCACACCCUCCACACCACUUCCCCGGCCCAGGCCUGCACGCCCCAACCUCUCUGGCUCCAGUGCCGGCAGCCACCUCAGUGGACUAGGAGGAGAAGGUCCUGGUGAGUCAGAGAAGGUGCAGCAGCUAGAGCAGCAGGUAAAGAGUCUGACCAAAGAGCUACAAGGCCUUCGAGGUGUCCUGCAGGGAAUGAAUGGGCGCCUAGCAGAAGAUGUACAGCGGGCUGUGGACACAGCCUUUAAUGGGAGGCAGCAGCCAGCAGAUGCAGCUGCUCGUCCGGGUGUGCAUGAAACCCUCAGUGAGAUCCAGCAGCAGCUGCAGCUCCUGGACAACCGUGUCUCCACCCAUGACCAGGAGCUAGGCCACCUUAACAACCAUCAUAAUGGAGGCACUGGUGGAGGCGACAGGGCCUCAGCCCCUGUCCCCGUUCCUUCUGGCCCCAGUGAGGAACUGUUGAGGCAGCUGGAACGGCAGCUGCAGGAGUCUUGCUCAGUGUGCCUGGCAGGGCUGGAUGGCUUCCGCCAGCAGCAGCAAGAGGAUAGGGAGCGGCUGCGAACCCUGGAGAAGCUAAUGUCCUCUAUGGAGGAGCGGCAGCAGCAGCUUAUGGGACCUGCCAUGGCCAGAAGACCCCCUCAGGAGUGCUGCUCCCCGGAGCUGGGUCGACGAGUGUCCGAGCUGGAGCGGAGGCUAGAUGUAGUGGCUGGCUCAGUGACGGUGCUAAGUGGACGCCGAGGUUCUGAGCUCGGAGGAGCAGCUGGGCAGGGGGGCCACCCUCCAGGCUACACCAGCUUGGCCUCCCGUCUUUCUCGCCUAGAAGACCGCUUCAACUCUACCCUAGGUCCCUCAGAGGAGCAAGAGAAGAACUGGCCUGGAGGACAAGGGAGACUGGGUCACUGGUUGCCUGCUGCUCCAGGAAGGCUGGAAAAGCUGGAGGGGCUACUAGCCAAUGUAAGCAGGGAGCUGGGUGGCCGUCUAGAUCUGCUGGAAGAACAGGUGGCAGGGGCUGUUCGGACUUGUGGACAGAUCUGCUCUGGGGGGCCUGGGGAACAGGAUUCUCGGGUCAGUGAAAUCCUGAGUGCCUUGGAACGCAGGGUGCUGGACAGUGAGGGCCAGUUACGGCUGGUGGGCUCAGGCUUGCACAAAGCAGAGGCAGCAGGGGAGGCUCAACGGGCCACGUUGGAGGGACUGCAAGGGCUCUUGGGCCGGCUUCAGGAGCGCAUGGAUGCCCAGGAGGUGACCGCAGCAGAACUCUUACUGCGCCUCAAUCUUACUGCCGCCCAGCUAAGCCAGCUGGAGGGUCUGCUGCAAGCCCGUGGAGAUGAAGGCUGCGGUGCCUGUGGUGGUGUCCAGGAGGAGCUGGGCCGCCUUCGGGACGGCGUGGAACGUUGCUCCUGCCCACUGUUACCUCCGCGGGGCCCUGGAGCUGGCCCAGGGGUUGGGGGACCAGGCCGUGGGCCUCUGGAUGGUUUCAGUGUGUUUGGGGGCAGCUCAGGCUCAGCCCUCCAGGCCCUUCAAGGAGAACUCUCUGAGGUCAUUCUCACCUUCAGCUCCCUGAACGACUCAUUGCACGAGCUCCAGACCACUGUGGAGGGCCAGGGUGCUGAUCUGGCUGACCUGGGGGCCACCAAGGACAGCAUCAUCUCUGAGAUCAACAGGCUACAGCAGGAGGCCACAGAGCACAUUACAGAGAGCGAGGAGCGCUUCCGAGGCCUGGAGGAGGGCCAGGCACAGGCAGGCCAAUGCCCUAGCUUAGAGGGGCGAUUAGGCCGCCUUGAGGGAGUCUGCGAACGACUGGACACCGUGGCAGGGGGACUGCAAGGCCUACGUGAAGGCCUCUCCAGACAUGUGGCUGGGCUCUGGGCCGCAGUACGGGAAAGCAACAGCACCAGCCUGACACAGGCUUCACUGCUGGAGAAGCUGCUGGGGAGCCAGGCAGGCCUGGGCAGGCGGCUGGGUGCCCUCAACAGUUCCCUGCUGCUCCUAGAAGACCGUCUGCAGCAACUUAGCUUAAAGGAUUUCACUGGACCUUCAGGCAAGGCUGGGCCCCCUGGGCCUCCUGGGCUACAAGGGCCUCCAGGCCCUGCAGGACCUCCAGGACUUCCUGGCAAAGAUGGACAACGGGGGGCCAUUGGACCACCAGGUCCUCAAGGUGAACAAGGAGUGGAGGGAGCGCCAGCAGCCCCCGUGCCUAGGGUAGCAUUUUCGGCUGCCCUGAGUUUGCCUCGGUCAGAACCUGGCACAGUCCCCUUCGACAGAGUCUUGCUCAAUGAUGGAGGCUACUAUGAUCCAGAGACAGGUAUAUUCACUGCGCCACUGACUGGACGCUACUUGCUGAGCGCUGUACUUACUGGGCACCGGCAUGAGAAAGUAGAGGCAGUGCUGUCACGCUCCAACCUGGGCGUGGCCCGCAUCGACUCGGGAGGCUACGAACCGGAGGGACUGGAGAAUAAGCCCGUGGCCGAAAGUCAGCCCAGCCCAGGCGCUCUGGGCGUCUUCAGUCUCAUCCUGCCCCUGCAGGUCGGAGACACUGUCUGUAUCGAUCUGGUCAUGGGCCAGCUGGCACACUCGGAGGAGCCGCUCACCAUCUUCAGCGGAGCCCUGCUCUACGAGGACACAGAGCUUGAACAGGUGUAGACAGGGUGGGCCCGACUACCAAAUUUAUCUACAGGGGCUGCAGAGCCAUCUGGAUGGCGGCUCCUCACCAAGGCAGGGGCAAAUCUGGAGACCAUGCCUCGCUGCAGUUCAGGCAUCCAAACCGGCAGUCGUUGUGACUGCGUGGUCUCUGGGACCGAGGUGGCUCCUCUUGACUUUUGGCCUCACUGCCGUCCCCACUAGAGGCUUCUCCAGGACCCAGGCUGCGGAAGAGGAACCGAUCCACUAGGGCUCUCUCCAGUCCACACCACCGUACUAAACUAUUCAGGAAUAAAGACACUUUUUUUUUCUAGAAAACAUAGCUAUUCUUCUCUAGUACAUGUUCAGGGGUAGUUAAGGGACAGGACAGGAGGACAGAGUCCUACGGAGGGAACCUAGGCUGGUGGUCUAGAAUGCGCUCCCUGCUACGGACGCCUGCAGACUCAGGGUCAUGGCCGCCGGUCCCACAGCGGCCGCUAGGGGGCACUGGGCCAUAACUACCGCGAAGGCUGACAGCCUUCCCCGUCACGUAAUACCGCUAAUCUGGCGGGGGGGGGAGGGGCCUCGGCAGGGUGGGCUACAGCGGCGGUGCAAGGGAGAGGAACGCAGGCUCUGGUGCUCCGCCUGUGGAGGAGAGGUUUCUGUUGCUAGACUGAGCUUGUCCGGGUGGUCCAGGGUCUGCAGAGCAGCAGGCGCAGAGGGACGGGAAAGGCGCCGCAUUACAAGUGCGCUUUCGCUUUGACGGCUGAGGCAGAAAAGUGAGAGGGUCUGCCAUUGGCCGGACUAGGUAACCAAACCCUUGCAACUGCAAAAAACUCCCUGCGGGAGGAGCUCUGCAUGCAGAGGAGGAGCCAAGGUAGCCUGUGAGAAGUUGGGACACGGUCCUCUGGUAGAUAAGAGGAGGAGCCCGGCAGGAAUCCCCACCGCUUGCGGGUAGGAAGCUUGGGGAGCAGCCUCAUGGAAGAGAAGCAGAUCCUGUGCGUGGGACUGGUGGUGCUGGACAUCAUCAAUGUGGUGGACAAAUACCCAGAGGAAGACACAGAUCGCAGGUAGGGGCGCCCAGGCCCCUCGGAGAUACCAGGGCCUCUGUGGCCCUGUCUUUUUGCUUGUCACUGCUAAUCGGCUGCUAAACCAGGGAUAGUCCUCUCUGUCUCCAUGCAGUGAGGCCUGAGUUCAGCUUGGAGUGCAGGUGUUCUCUGCCUCGGAACCCUAAGGGUACCCUGCAAGAAUGAAGACAUGAGACUGGAGAUCUUUAAAACCAAGACCCAGGAGUGUGUUGUUUUGUUUUAACGGGGUCUUGCUUUGUAGCCCAAGCUGGCCUAAACUCCUUUAGCCUCCAGAAUUAACAAGAGUGCUACCGUAUGCCUGAAUCAAGACCCAGGCUUUCACUAGUGUGUAGUUAGCUGGUUACCAUUUCAACCUGUCGAUCAUCAAAAUCCUCAGUUUACAGAGUGGGCUGAAAUGGUUUUUAUCCCUCCUAAGGCACACACCCGAUAAGGUGCCAGACAAAUUUUCCUCAGCUCCCCCGUCUCCCAACUCCUAGCCUGUGCACUUCUAAUUAACCGCUUACUGAUAAAAUAAAACACCAGGUCUCUAACAGU
This is a messenger RNA of Mastomys coucha (southern multimammate mouse), 5158 nucleotides long. It is a transcript of the gene Emilin1, whose product is annotated as elastin microfibril interfacer 1. Bases 507 to 3560 code for a protein of 1017 amino acids. Gene Ontology annotation, molecular function: extracellular matrix constituent conferring elasticity; protein binding. NCBI's taxonomy places the organism in Eukaryota, Metazoa, Chordata, Mammalia, Rodentia, Muridae. The transcript has 8 exons. The record is from RefSeq and is a predicted model, not a curated record.